CUUUGGACUGCGUGUUGGUGGCGGGAGGGGUCUAUUGGGUACUCUGCGUACCUGCAUUAAGGCAUCUAUUGGGUACUAUUCUUGGGUCUAGUAGUAUUAGUAGUACUAGUAGUAGUAACUAACCCCAUCCAAGGGGUAAAGCGUCCAGAUGCAGUCCGUGGUCGGAAUUCCUACCUUUGCUACCCUAAUCCAUCUUCGGAGGCAUCGACCUUGAAGGCUUUUCUUUGCUAGGGAUGUAAAAGAAAACGGUCUACUAAUCAGAAUGGUCCUCGUCCUCUUCAACAUAGGGGAUCGCAGGAUGAUCCUCUUCAAGAUGGGAGAUCACUAUUCUACAAUGAGAAGCUAUGCUCGUCAUAACAAGAUGGGUGGGGAUUAGGCUAUGAAUGCGUAUGCUCACAAUGUAGAACUACUAGGGUGAGCUCUCUAAUCGAAAAGAUGAUCAAAGUUGCAAUGAAAAUUAACGAUGGCACGACAGAGACGCAGGAGUGGGACUGGAGGCAGCAGGGCCACUCCUUGGAUUUCCGUCUUUUGUGCCUCGGGUUAAGAGUGGUUGUAAAUUUUUAGUCCUCGUCUGGAUGCUGAUGUAAAUGUAGACUAUCAUAAUUGUCUAUUUUUGGCACUGAUAUUUUUUCUUGAUGAGGGUUGGCGUUGCUGUACUUCCUGAAUGGGUUAAAAAAUUCAAAAAAACUUGGACGUAAGAGCAGUCCUGCUUAGGCUUGAAGUGUAAGUGACUUAUCGUUUAGUCCUUGUUAAGGUUCUUGAAGUGUAAGUGGCUGAUCGUUUUUCCACAAACUGGCACAUGCCCUAACUUGUUUCGCAGUCGUGUUCUGUGUUACCAGCUUCCUUCAAAUUUACGUUUCGGG
This is a messenger RNA of Amoebophrya sp. A25, 863 nucleotides long. The record is from the annotation of a GenBank genome assembly. Lineage: Eukaryota; Dinophyceae; Syndiniales; Amoebophryaceae.